Messenger RNA from Pristis pectinata (smalltooth sawfish), 1657 nucleotides. It is a transcript of the gene b3gnt7, whose product is annotated as UDP-GlcNAc:betaGal beta-1,3-N-acetylglucosaminyltransferase 7. The record is from RefSeq and is a predicted model, not a curated record. Gene Ontology annotation, molecular function: hexosyltransferase activity. Bases 146 to 1360 code for a protein of 404 amino acids. NCBI's taxonomy places the organism in Eukaryota, Metazoa, Chordata, Chondrichthyes, Rhinopristiformes, Pristidae. The transcript has 2 exons. Gene Ontology annotation, cellular component: membrane.
CAUUGACUGAUUUUCCACAGCUGUAUUGCAAAACGCGGAAGGGGCGGGUGUUCACAACUGAAUCAGGUCCGAAUUGCCUUGUGAGCAGUGCGCACGCUUUUACAGUUAUCUGGUGGAAAGCCCAUCACAUUAAGAACCAUUUCUGAUGAAGAUGUAUUUUAGAGGGAAGAAACAAUUAAAACGUUGCUGUAUCAUCUCCUUCGUGCUUGUGAUAAUGUUGACUGUGCUGGAGAAAAGCAGCUAUACGAAUCAGGAGUCCCAGAGUAUCUCUUGGAGAUCCAGUUCUUCAAAGGACAGACUAGUUGUCAAUUUUCUGAACUUCUUCACUCCCUUGGACAACUUCUGGAGUCCCAGUAAAACCGAGACUACUGCCACAGAGAUGGGAACAAUAGCAAGGAGGGAGGCCAAACAAUGGGAUGUGACAGCUGCCAAUUGUGCUCCCACCAACUUUACUCACACUGAAUUGUUGACUGGCUUGGAACCAAACUUUGAACAGUUCUUACAAUACAGACACUGUAGGUAUUUUCCAAUGAUUCUCAAUCAUCCUGAGAAAUGCAGUGGUGACAUCUACCUUUUGGUGAUUGUUAAAUCCAUCAUAACACAGUAUGACCGAAGAGAGGUGAUCAGGAAAACAUGGGGCAAAGAAAUGGAGCUGGGUGGGAAGCAAAUUAAAACGUUGUUUCUUUUGGGGACUUCAUCCAUUGAACAUGAAAGGUACCACCAUCAAAAGCUCUUGGAAUAUGAAAAUAUAAUUUACAGGGAUAUUCUCCAGUGGGACUUCAUGGACACUUUCUUCAAUCUCACCUUAAAAGAGGUUAACUUUCUCAGAUGGUUUUCCACUUACUGUGAGAAUGUUAAGUACAUUUUUAAAGGAGAUGAUGAUGUGUUUGUGAGCACAGAGAAUGUUCUUGAGUUUCUUAAUGCACGCUAUUUCCAGAAUCUUUUUGUGGGUGAUGUAUUGUACAAGGCCAAACCAAUUAGAAAGAAGGAAAAUAAAUAUUACAUACCUGAAAGCUUGUACAAUAAAACUUACUAUCCACCUUAUGUAGGAGGUGGUGGAUUUUUGAUGGCUGGUUCACUGGCAAAAAGGUUAUACAGUGUGUCAGAAAGCUUGGAGCUCUACCCAAUUGAUGAUGUUUUCUUGGGGAUGUGCCUAGAACUGUUGAGAAUAACCCCUAUGGGUCACUGUGGUUUUAAGACCUUUGGGCUAGUGAGAAACAAAAACAGUAAGAUGAAUAAAGAGCCUUGUCUUUAUAAAAGCAUGCUGGUGGUGCACAAACUUUUGCCAGCAGAGCUUCUAGAAAUGUGGAAAUUAGUUCAUAGCAACAUUAGUUGUUCUAAGAAACUGAAAGUACCAUAGAAAUGUUACCAAAGCAAUUCUGGAGGAGUGCAAUUUGUAAUGUGAAAGCAAAAUCCUGAUUCUUCUUUUGAAAAGAAUGUACAUUUAACUUAUUUUCCAUCAACAAUCUCAAUUUUUUAUGUUUUUCACCUGAAUUUUUGACUUGUUAUAUGGAAUUAAAAUGGUUCCAAAAUGGAUUUAUAUUUAUGUAUUAUUCAUUGUCUAAAAAUCUGAAUGGAAUGAUAGAAAAUGUAUUUUCAUCAAAAUAUGUAGUGAUAUAAAUUUUGAUGAGAAAGUAAUUUCACUAUGAUUAAUAAA